Messenger RNA from Trichoplax adhaerens, 1440 nucleotides. RefSeq lists its product as uncharacterized. The coding region runs from base 1 to 1440 and encodes 479 amino acids. Gene Ontology annotation, biological process: regulation of DNA-templated transcription. The record is from RefSeq and is a predicted model, not a curated record. Gene Ontology annotation, molecular function: RNA polymerase II transcription regulatory region sequence-specific DNA binding; DNA-binding transcription factor activity, RNA polymerase II-specific; protein dimerization activity. The transcript has 9 exons. NCBI's taxonomy places the organism in Eukaryota, Metazoa, Placozoa, Uniplacotomia, Trichoplacea, Trichoplacidae.
AUGAUUAAUAGACGCAAAGGAAAUGCAAGUCAUAACGCCAAAGCUGCAUUCAAACAACAAGUUAGAAGAGAAAAGUCGCGAGAUGCCGCCAGAUCGAGGCGAGAAAAGGAAUCAAAUGAAAUCACGGCUUUAGCGCAGAGUCUCCCUUUGCCUUUUGCUACUGUUUCAAAACUGGAUAAGAGUUCGGUAAUUCGUUUGGCUACAGGCUAUAUGUUAUGCAGAGAGUUGGCCAAAUUUGGUUUAAGCAAAGCAGACUUACCGCAUGGCUUAAAAAACGCAUAUGAUGGGGUUGCUUUAGAAGCUCUUAAUGGUUUCGUCUUUGUUGUAACGCCGGGUGGAAAGAUUAUCUACAUUUCAGACAAUGUUGUCUCUUAUUUAGGAUUAUCUGCGGUUGAUCUUUGUGGUCUUAGUAUCUAUGAUUAUCUACACACUGCGGAUGCUCAAGAAUUUAGCAACAACAUUCGUAGUGGUUGUACUGAUCUUAGGAGUACAUACUGUAAGGAUGUAAUGAAGAAAGGAAAAUGGCAUGAGAUCUUUAUGCGAAUGAAGUCAGCGUUUUAUAAGAAUCAGUCAGUUACUCCGAAAUCUCCUGAUUAUAAGGUAGGAAUAACUGACUGGACAGGAUAUGAUCCCGUGGACCUAUACGGAAUGUCUUUAUAUCAGCUCUGCGAUAGGGGUGAUGAUCAUAGGGCUAAGGAGUUCCAUAAAAAUUUGAUAUUGAAGGGACAGUGUGUUCUUACAAACCUGAAAAUUUUGGCUAAGUAUGGCGGGUGGAUCAUGAUUUACAUGAACGCUUCGGUUGUCUGUGAUAAUGGAGCGCCAUCGCCUCAACGUAUUGAAGCCGUUAGCUGUGUUAUAGGGACAUCAAGUGGAAAGGAUAUCACGUCAUUGGAGCAACGUUGCGAAAGUCUUAAUAACUGUAGAAUGUAUGCAAGUGAAACUCAAAUGUGCUUUGGAAAAGAUGAAAAUACAGUAACUCUUAACGCAAAUUCAGAAAUUUCUUGUGACGUAAGUGAUCGUAUCAGAAUCCCGUAUGAAGGGGCGGACGUUAAAUCUGCUUCGGAAAUGGAAGAAUCCGACGUGGAAUGGUUAGCUGAUGUACUUGACUACGAUACUUUCUCAUCAAAUCCAAUGCUAUGCGAUUAUAACGCGCAGUCUGAGUUCUGUAAAGACAAGACUGGCAAUCAUAUUGAGGCAGAACAAGUGGCGGUUCCAAUUAAUGAGAAAGAGGAUUAUGAUGAUCUUGCACCAUUCGUACCUCCUCCAAGCUUCGAUAAUCGGUUGUAUGAUAACUUUGUGAGCAUUUGCAAUGAUAUACGUACUGAACAGGAAUUCAUGCCAGAUUGCACUUUCCUGCCAGCAAAUGAAAUUUCUAAUGAAGAUCUAGUUAAAAGUAAUUAUGACAUCAUUACUGAUAAACGUUACCUGUUGGUUCCAUAG